UCGGAGAAAGGGAAACCAAUAAAAACCGAAUCCGAAGGACAUCUUCUCCCUUUUCUCGUUUCGAAUUCCCGCCCUCCUCCUUUCUCUUGGACGUUUCUGAACACUGCUCGAGAUCGAGAUCGAGAGAGAUUUGAUUCGGAGUUCGCACUAUCGCACGAUCAGAAUUUCUUCUCCGGAAGCUAAGAUGAGAGCCAAUGUCAAAGGAAAAUGGCGAUUCAGCUCGAAGAGGCUAGGUUUUCCGUACGUUUUCGUGGCGUGUACUUUCUUCUUCGUCAUCGGUUUCUCCUUCUCCAAUCUUCUCUCUCAGGGAAUUUCCGGCGAGAAUCCGAGACGAAGAUCAGUGCGAGAGGAGAAGGAUGUGUUCGAUCCCAUGCCUCGUGGAGAAACAGGGAAUGAUUCUGUCGCCAAGAUCCCAUUCCAGGUUUUGAGCUGGAUGCCUCGAGCUCUUUACUUCCCGAAUUUUGCUACUCCAGAACAAUGCCAAAGCAUAAUCGAUAUGGCAAAACCCCUUCUUAAGCCCUCACGGUUGGCCCUAAGAGAGGGCGAGACGGUCGAGAAUACACAAGGAGUUAGAACAAGCUCUGGCGUGUUCAUUGGUGUUAGUGAAGACAAAUCUGGGCUUUUAAAGGUCAUCGAGGAGAAAAUAGCAAUGGCCACAAUGAUCCCUACAGAUAAUUACGAAGCGUUCAACAUCUUGAGGUAUCAGCUUAAUCAGAAGUAUAGUGCACACUAUGAUGCGUUCAACCCUGCCGAAUACGGACCACAGAAAAGCCAAAGGGUCGCGACUUUACUGUUGUACUUAUCAAACACAGAGGAAGGUGGGGAAACAAUGUUCCCGUACGAGAACGCAGGAAACAUGGACGGAAACUAUGAUUAUGAAGAGUGUAUUGGCCUGAGAGUAAAGCCACGGCAAGGAGAUGCUGUUCUUUUCUACUCAGUGUUCCCGAAUGGCACGAUUGAUGCAACCUCCCUCCAUGGAAGCUGUCCAGUGAUCAAGGGGGAGAAAUGGGUAGCUACCAAGUGGAUAAGAGAUCAAAUGUAUGAAGAUUUUGCAGACUGACCCUGCAAACGCAUGCUCAAGAUCUCAUAGCCGAUUCUCUCUGGCAUUUGGUCGCUUUAUUAUAUGCAGAUUUUACAUGCAUAUAUAUUUAUAUAAACAGAUUUUGCAUAUGGGUAUUCAAGGUGAAGGGUGGAUGACAUCAAUAAAACUCCUGGCUAUUGGAUCAUCAAAAGUGAAGCAAAACAAUCUUUCUCUUACUCAGAAAAGGUUCCAGAAAUUCGCUUCAAGCUGCAGAAAGAUAAUGAUUCCCUAGACCCUAAAAAAAAGAAUCAAAUAAUAAGAUUUUUGGAUUUGUUGAUG
Molecule: messenger RNA, 1360 nt
Organism: Tarenaya hassleriana
Lineage: Eukaryota; Viridiplantae; Streptophyta; Magnoliopsida; Brassicales; Cleomaceae
Product: probable prolyl 4-hydroxylase 9
Exons: 8
Coding region: 185-1060 (291 amino acids)
Biological process (GO): peptidyl-proline hydroxylation to 4-hydroxy-L-proline
Cellular component (GO): endoplasmic reticulum
Molecular function (GO): procollagen-proline 4-dioxygenase activity; L-ascorbic acid binding; iron ion binding
Source: RefSeq, a predicted model, not a curated record